GGGCAGAAAGCAUUUUAGGUACAUCUCUGGUGGUCCCAGCCUGACCUUCAUGCCUGUAUGAAUGUCAUCGUUGUGCAAAUGGCAGCAGGACGUGCAGCUUGAGGGACUCCAGUGUAAGUCAGACCAUCCAGCGGCUUGUCAGCUCUGGUACAGCAAGGCUUUCCUGUGAAAAAAUGUGCAUGAGCAGCCAGGGCAGAUUUAAGGACUGCCUUCAGCAACAGACGUUAGAUGCUGUGAUGUAGUAGCAGUUGCUGUGCUGAAAAAUUUGGAAUGGUUUUAAGUCGACUGAAAAUAAGCUCACGCUCCAGUGCACCAGCUGCCUGCUUUGAGCCUAACUUGAUAUUACCAGACAAAAAUAUCUCGAGGAAGUGUUUCAAAGGCAUUUCCCUUUACAACAAUAUUAUUCUCAUCCAUGCCUGAGUACAAAGUGAAUCGGCAGCAGAGAACUUAUCAUGAGAAGAUGCAAACAUGACAAGGCUCUUUCUCUUGGUUUUACAUGAUCUGAACACUCCAAAUGCAAAAAUGAUUUGGCAACUAACAUCUUACUGGACAUCCCUGGUCACAUCCGUGAUUUUCGGUCUGCUUCUGCAGCCACCACUGGCACAGCUUUCCAUCAUCACACAGCCAAACUUUGUCCUGUUGAUGGCUGAUGAUCUUGGCAUAGGGGAUAUAGGUUGCUAUGGGAAUGAUACUAUCAGGACACCGAACAUCGAUCGCCUAGCAAAGGAAGGAGUGAAACUGACCCAACACAUCGCUGCAGCUCCACUGUGCACCCCAAGCAGAGCAGCUUUCCUCACUGGCCGAUAUCCCCUCCGAUCAGGAAUGGAUGCAAUAAACAAUUAUCGCGUUAUUUUUUGGAAUGGUUGCUCAGGAGGGCUCCCUCCAAAUGAAACCACUUUUGCCAAAAUUCUACAGCAACAAGGCUACAGCACAGGACUCAUAGGGAAGUGGCAUCAAGGUGUUAACUGUGAAUCCCGCAAUGACCAUUGUCAUCACCCUUUGAACCAUGGGUUUGAUUAUUUUUAUGGGAUGCCUUUUACGCUAAUAAGUGACUGCCAAACAACAGAAGCACCAGAGAUGGACAGAGUCUUCAGAAGAAAACUCUGGCUUUACACUCAGAUGAUUUGCCUUUUUACAUUCACUGCUGCCCUAGGGAGAAUCACCGGCUUGAUUCCAGUCCACUGGAAAACACUGACCUGCCUUGCUGGGUUUAGUCUCCUGUUCUUUGUGUCCUGGUUCUCAAGCUACGGAUUUGUGAGAUACUGGAACUGCAUUAUGAUGAGAAACCAUGAAAUUACUGAGCAGCCAAUGGUGACAGAAAGGACUACAUCCCUUAUCUUGAGAGAGUCCAUUGCAUUUAUUGAAAGAAAUAAGCACAAGCCAUUCCUCCUCUUUCUUUCCUUUUUACACUCCCACACCCCUCUCCUCACCACAGAGAAGUUUCUUGGGAAGAGCAGCCAUGGUUUGUAUGGAGACAACGUAGAGGAGAUGGACUGGAUGGUGGGACAGGUUCUAGAUGCUAUUGACAAGGAAGGCUUGAAAAGUACUACACUGGUUUACUUUGCCUCUGAUCAUGGUGGUUGGCUGGAAAGACAAGAAGACAAAAGGCAGCUGGGUGGUUGGAAUGGAAUAUACAGAGGUGGAAAAGCUAUGGGAGGCUGGGAAGGAGGAAUCCGUGUCCCUGGGAUACUUAGAUGGCCAGGAGUGUUACCUGCAGGCACAGUUAUCAAUGAACCUACAAGUCUUAUGGACAUUUACCCCACAGUAACUCAUCUGGCUGGAGGGGUAGUACCACAGGACAGGGUAAUUGAUGGCCGGGAUCUGAUGCCUUUACUGCAAGGAAGAGUUGAGCACUCAGAGCACGAGUUCCUGUUUCAUUACUGUGGCAUUCACUUACAUGCUGUGCGGUGGUACCAGAAGGACAGUGGAGCCAUCUGGAAGGCUCAUUAUGUGACCCCAAACUUCCAUCCACUUGGGGCUGGAGCUUGUUACGACAGAGGAUUUUGCCCGUGUUUUGGGGAAGGCGUGACCCAUCAUGAGCCUCCAUUGCUGUUUGACCUCUCACGAGACCCUUCUGAAGCCAAACCUCUGUCAGCUGACACCGAGCCCCUCUUUGACGCUGUGAUAGAGCAGACUGGGAGAGCCAUAGAAGAGCACCGCAGGACACUGACUCCAGUACCGCAGCAGCUCUCCCUGUACAAUGUCGUCUGGAAGCCGUGGCUGCAGCCCUGCUGUGGGACAUUCCCUUUCUGUUGGUGUGAUAAGGAAGGUGAUAGUGAACUUGAUGACCUAUAAGGGAAACAACCAAAGUUCCUAAAGUUUUCAGGUCUUUUCUCUGGGGGUGUGUAUUGGUGAGUUGUUUGAUUAUAAUUUUUUUUUUCUUGGUUUUGUUUUGUUUUUAAUGAAGUCUUUAUUUGAGAAUUUCUCCAGUGAAUGGCACAGUAUUUGGUAAAGGUGUCUUUAAGCUGGAUAUUCUCAGGGAGGGAUAAAGACAGUAUGAUCUGAACUGCAUGUUUUAACUUGCAUCUGCUGACAACUGAAUAAAUAGUUCAAAUGCACUGAAACAGGCCAAUGUUAGAGCUGUACCAGUAAUUCUAUGACUUAUCUUUUGUUGUUUAUGAAUGUGCAUUUAGAAGCUUAGUUUUCUUUUUUGUUCUGAAUUUCUAAGUCAUUAAGGGUCUGAGGUGUCCUUUUUUUUUUUUUUUAAUACUUACUGGCAAUGCAUAGCAGGCCCUUAUAAAAUAUUUUUGCAGACUACUUUUCCUCCUGCCUCCCAAAUAAUUCUAGAAUAAUUCUGCCUACAGUUCCUCACAGAAACUCCUUUAUAAGUGGCUUCCUUCCUUGUGUGUAGUUAGUCUCUCCAGCAGCAGCAAUGAUGGCAGCUGGAUAGCCUGGGGCUUCUGGAUCAGGAUUAAUUGCCUGGUUGAGGAUUAAUUGCCUGAUUGAGGCAUAAAGCUUAAAAAUGUGAUGAGCUGGGGCUGCCAGUGAUUUUUGAGAAGGACAGGACUCCUCUGAUUGGAGUCAGCCUCUUUUGAUGGAGAACACAAAAAGCAAAAGUCUCGCUUUCCAAAGCCCCCAUUGCACCGAGAUUCCUAAGCAGCACUGGCAAGGGCAUAGUGGCAUUCAUGGUCACAGAAGUACAACACAGAUAACCGGUUUAGUCAUUUGUGCACAGGUCACAUAAGUUAUCUUGCUGCCCUAGAAAUGGCUAGGACCCAUUUCUCUCCUUUGAUAAAACCAGAAGAAGCCCAACAUUUAUUUUCCCCCUUGUUCCCCACAGUACAUCCACUGGGAAAUCUGCAGGUAAAUAAAAUCCUACAGAUUAAAAGCAAAGUUGUAUUGCAUGCUGUGACCUCAUGCAUUUCACAGACUCUUUCUCCCAGAAGAGCACCUAGAUGCUCCUUCACUGUUAUUCAUGAGAAAAAGCCUCAGUCCUAUUGUGAAAACUUCAGGAGAUGAAGUGAAUCCACUACUUCACAUAUACUGUAUUGUUGCUUAAUUUUCUCAAUUUUUAAGAGUGUGUGUUUUAUUUCUC
This is a messenger RNA of Cygnus olor (mute swan), 3535 nucleotides long. Its product is annotated as arylsulfatase D-like. NCBI's taxonomy places the organism in Eukaryota, Metazoa, Chordata, Aves, Anseriformes, Anatidae. Gene Ontology annotation, molecular function: arylsulfatase activity. The record is from RefSeq and is a predicted model, not a curated record. Bases 469 to 2295 code for a protein of 608 amino acids. The transcript is spliced from 12 exons.